Molecule: messenger RNA, 3065 nt
Organism: Colossoma macropomum (tambaqui)
Lineage: Eukaryota; Metazoa; Chordata; Actinopteri; Characiformes; Serrasalmidae
Gene: spty2d1
Product: SPT2 chromatin protein domain containing 1
Exons: 6
Coding region: 1130-3058 (642 amino acids)
Biological process (GO): nucleosome assembly; regulation of DNA-templated transcription
Cellular component (GO): nucleolus
Molecular function (GO): histone binding; DNA binding
Source: RefSeq, a predicted model, not a curated record
UUCAUCAUGACGGGGGGAGGAGAGAAUCAGCUGUAACCGUGGGUGGAGGCAGAGACGGAAAGCACGGAUAGGAUGUAGUUAAAAUAUCUGUCCAAUCAGAACGCAAGGCUGCCUGUAAAUAGGACAAGAGUGAGGCGAAGAGGACCGCCCCCUGGGGGAGGGGCUUACUCUGGUUGUUAUUUACAUCCUCUGUUUGCUACACGCUUGUUUGUUCUCGCUAAUGACACAGUGAGGGUCGUUUGUCAAACAAAAGUUUGGUUCAGAUGUGAUUAAAUGACUUUGGGACGAUGAAUGAAAAGCUGUAAAUCACUGUGACUCUACUUACAGCCGAUAUCAGCGGCCCUGUAAGAGAACUAUGACACCUGGCGGCACUUCUAGUCCUGUGUUUCUUUUGAUUUUUAAACUCCUCCGCAAAAUGUACAGCUAGCUAAUCUUUCAGGCCAUCUAACUGGCCAUUCCGAGGCCACAGCGGUGAACCAUGAGUUUCAAACUGUGUUUUAGCACACAGUGUCCAUCACAACAUCUGCCUGUUUUGCACCAUGACAGACAGACCAUUCCGGAUGUUACAUAUGUUCGCCGACCGGAUGAGGCGCCGCUUCACCUCACAGAAAUGAUGUGGACAGAUUAGAAGUGGACGCGUUUGCUCUGUCUCUCGCUCUCUGUGCUCCUUUUCUUGUUUUCGAUAAAGUAUAUGGAGUAAUUACAUGAACGACGCACCGAAGAUGUCGAGAAAUAGGAGUUAAGUGGUUUAUUCACAGAUCUCACCGACUCUCUUCGUUUUAACUGGGAACGUUAAUCUUACAUCGGUUCACAUAGGCUAGGCAAGCUAACGUUAGCUAGCUCGCUAGCUCACUGAAGUUGGCCAGAUAUGCCUCUCCGGAUCGGUGUAGUAGCUCGUUUGUCCUAUAGAACGGACUGAUACUGUCGAAGAAGCUCGUUUUUAGCACAUAUUGGUAAAAUGCAGCCGUGUGAGUGUGGCGUAAGAAGCUGAUUUGAGUUAUCUGGACAAAGCUAGCCACAAGCAUAGGAAAGUAGUGGCCAGUCGUGCCUCGCUUAGCUAGCCAACAGGCUAACAGCUGAUAAAUCGCUGAGGUAGAAGCUCUUGGUAGCCAGCUCGACAUUUGCCACUAUGGAUUUCACCAGCAUCCUGUCUAUGGCUUCCCAAAAGCAGGGCCAUAGCAGCACACAGAAGAGGUAUAGCUUGAAACCUGGUCCUCCAAAAAAAGACCCCAGAGUAAAAGGUGUCAGUUCUGCUGCAGUACAGGCGUUCUUGAAGAAACAGGAAAUUGAGCAAAAAAAGAAAGAUCUGGAGAAAAAAAAGCAGAAAAAUGAUCUUCUGGCUAAAAGGGUCGAACUGAAAUCUGACAGAAAGGCGCGUGCCAUGGCGUCUCGCACCAAGGACAACUUUAGGGGCUACAAUGGCAUACCUAUUGUAGAGCAGCCCAAGAAAAGGCGGUCUAAGGGAGAAAUGGUUGACGAAAGGCAGGAGUAUACAGAUGUUUAUGACGAUGAGGACAAUUAUGAAUAUGAAGCAACUGAUUCUGAAUCUGAAUCUGAGCCAGAACCAACGGCAGUGAGGCCUCAGGCCCGCAGCGGUGGGCCAAGCAAAAUUAGCAACACACAGAAAAAACCCAGUGCUCCAGCUAAAAGUGCUCCACCGCUCAUGAACUUUGCAGACCUUUUAAAGCUUGCUGAGAAAAAACAGUUUGAACCUGUUGAGUUAAAACCUACAGUCAAGAAAGCUGAAGAGAGGCUUCGCACAGCAGAUGAAAUUAGGGAGUUAGAACUUGAGCGCAAAGUUAAGAAACAAGAUAAAGGGAGAGAUAGUAAAGGAGAAAAAAUUUCAGGGCAGAAAGAUAGCAAGUCCAUCUCAAAUUCUAACAAGAAACAUGUGACUGACAGGGACAGUAGGGAAAGCAAAUCACACAAGUCUUCAAGUGAAAAACCCCCCAGUGGAAAUAGCAAAAUGCCAAAGCAGCAUACGCCAAGUGAGCGACCCCACAGUUCUGCCAAGAUAUCUCAUGGAAACGGGUCCAAACCUGGCUCUAGCUCCUCAGGUGCCUUAAGUGGUAAAUCUACCAUGAAGAGUUGUUCCCCAGCCUCAGUCAAGCAAGCAGUAACCAGGCCGCAGACAGGCCAAAAGCCCACCACCUCAAGUGACCUUACCUCGAAGAAGGGGUAUCCUGGAUUACCUCAAGAAAAAUCAAGUAGUUCUGGGAACCGACCUGGAUCGAACCCGUCUAGGCUGCCGGGCCAAGUUCAAGGGAUCAAAGGAUCUGGACAGGUCAGACCUGGACAGAGUAUCUCAAGCAAGGGAGGACCUCCUCAAAAGCCUGGAAAAGGAGAAGUGUCACGAUCUGGAGGCAACCCUGCUCCUCGACCAGGUGGCAAUGGACCAAUGAGAUCUGCUCCUGGUAACUCCUCAAAGCAAGCAGGCACGCAGCAGCCGAGACCCGGAGGUAGCUUGCAAGGCCGCCCUGUGCCUGGAGGAGGCCGACCCUCUGCAAAUGGAUCUAGUAGGCCCGGUGGCAGCAUGCCUGCACGACCACAGAACAGCAUGGGCUCAGGCCCUGGAAGACCCCAGUGCACUGUUGUGUCAGAAACAAUUUCAUCUAAGAACUUUGCCCCCAAACCAGGAAUGGCCCCAAGGCCUUCAGUUCCCCAAGGCCCCAAAACAAUUAUAGGACCAACUGGCCAUAGAAUUUUGGUUAGACCAACUGGACCAGUGCUGCCACCAAUAACAUCUAGCUACAAACGUAAGUAUGAAGAUGAAGAAGAGGAAUAUGACCCAGAGAUGGAUGACUUCAUUGAUGAUGAAGGAGAAGAGCAAGACGAAAUUUCAAAGCAUAUCAGGGAAAUCUUUGGCUACGAUAGGACCAAAUACAAAGAUGAGAGUGACUAUGCAUUAAAGUUUAUGGAAAGCAGUUGGAAAGAACAGCAGAAGGAGGAGGCAAGAAGUUUACGCUUGGGUAUCCAGGAAGAUGAAGAAGACAUUCGUAUGGAGGAAGAGGAGAUGAAAAAAAAACAAGCAGUGAAAGUAAAACGGAGAAAGACUUGAUACAUGA